CACAAAGAUGGCGAUUGUGUGAUUGAUUUUUUUCCCUCUAUUAUAUAUUUCAUAGACAAAAAUACAGACCGUCGCCUUGUUAUUAUUACCAAAGAUCAAUGAAAAAUUGUUAUAAAUAAUUAAUUUUUACCUUGGUUUUUUUUUCAACAAAAAAAAAAUUCUCAUCAAGUGUCUUUUUUCGUUUUUAAAAUUAAAAUGUAAUUUAUAAGUGGAAGAGAAAAACAAAAAAAAAAAAAAAACAUUAAUGACGGCACAACCAACACCCGGGAUAACAAGAAGUGACAUUAUCCCUGCUGAUUCUCUUUUAAAGCGGGGGGUAAAGGGGGAUAUUAAAAAUUAUUGAAAAAAAAUAACAGAGAUUUUUAAAAUUUCCAGUUUCGAUAAUUGGAAAAUAAGGACAAUUUUUUUGUAUCAUGAGUGAAAAAAAGGAUCACAAGUGUGUUUUAUGCAGUGCAAAAUUAGACUCAAAGGAAGCACUUCAGGAGCAUUUCAGAAAACAUGCGAAUAAAGAAAUUGAUCAUCGUGGAAAGCCAACGUCCGCUGAGCCAAAUGCCGAUGCAAAAUGUGAUCUUUGUGGAAAAACAUUUGAAACUGUAACGUCAACAAUAAGACACAGAUUCAAAAUGCAUCCAAAUGCGCCGGAAAAAUUUUACUGUCCCUAUUGUGGAAUGCAAUUUCCCAUUAAGAAUUUACGUGACAGUCAUUUGAGUUCACAUGAAUCGGAAGAAAUUGACGAGGGCCAAUACAAAAAAUGCAAUGACUGCGAUGAAUUAUUUUUCAAUCCAAAAGCAUUGCAGUAUCAUUAUAGUUCAGUUCAUAAAAGAAUAAUCAACAUGUUUCAACCAGUGGCAACUCCUCCACCUAGUAAUAAAAUAAAAUUGAAUUCCAUGAAUGAAGCAAUGAGCGUUUAUUAUUGUCACUUGUGUGGUGCCGAGUAUAUGAUAAAAUUCAAUUUACAACAACAUUUGGAAAAAAAUCACACGCAGGAAGAAAGAGAAGCGGUUCCAGAGAAUUUAAUAAAAUGCACAAUGUGCGCUGCAUUAUUCUGUAGUAAAAAGGCUUAUGAUGUUCACAAUACGUAUCAUCAGCCUGAUGAUUUAUACGUUACAUCAGAGGAGCAAAGAUUACAAACAAUUGCAAAAGUUGAUCAGGACUUUGAUAUAAGACGGGUUGAACCUGUUGCCGAGAAAUAUCUUCCAAAAGUCAAUUCAUCCAAAGGAACAAAGCGACCUGCUGUUAAAUGGCCAAAGACAAAAAAAUCACAAAAACUGAUAAAAAAGGGAACGAAGAAAAAAGAAUUUCUGCCUAUUGAUGAGGAAUCAUUUUCAGAGUCGAGUAUUUCUGAAAGUGAAAAUUUAGAUUAAAUAUUUACAUUCAUUGAGUGAAUGUAGUCAAAAUAAGGAUAAAUAUAAUAAUAAUACUUAUAAAAAAUAAUAAUAGUGAAUAUUAUUAUUUAAUUGAAAGUAGACUCGAAAUAAGUCUAGAAAAAAAUGGACGAAAUCUUAAUUGAAAAAAGGAUGGAAAAUUUCAUAAGUUAUAUAAAAAUUCUUAUUGUAAAAAAA
This is a messenger RNA of Leptopilina heterotoma, 1562 nucleotides long. Its product is annotated as zinc finger protein 845-like. NCBI's taxonomy places the organism in Eukaryota, Metazoa, Arthropoda, Insecta, Hymenoptera, Figitidae. Gene Ontology annotation, molecular function: RNA polymerase II transcription regulatory region sequence-specific DNA binding; DNA-binding transcription factor activity, RNA polymerase II-specific. Gene Ontology annotation, biological process: regulation of transcription by RNA polymerase II. The transcript is spliced from 6 exons. Bases 414 to 1364 code for a protein of 316 amino acids. The record is from RefSeq and is a predicted model, not a curated record. Gene Ontology annotation, cellular component: nucleus.